AGAUAUAAGCAUGGGGAGAAGCAGGCUCCCUGGGGGUGCCUGAUGAGGACUCGAUCCCAGGAUCCUGGGAUCAAGACUUGAGUCAAAGGGGGACGCUGUACCACUGAGCCACCCAGGUGCUCCAGCACCUAAGAGUUUUAACGAACAUACCUCACAGCUAAUGGUUGGGGGAGAAGGGUCCCUGAGCUGAGGCUCAGGCUUCAGCAUUCAAAUUUCCACAACAACCAAGUGCUUGGGAGAACGUGGAAGUCUUUAGCUGAAGUACCACUGCCUGCAGGUGGAGAAAGGAUGGGUGGAGCCUCAACGCUGAUGACAGUUAAAGAUCAAUAUGGAGCCAAUCUUUAUUGUAUACGGUGAGGUAAAAUUUUUGUUAAGAUUUUAUUUAUUUCAGAGAGACAGAGCACCAGCAGUGGGGAGGAGGAGAGGGAGAGAGGGAGAAGCAGAUUCCUCGCUGAGCAGGGAGCCCAAAGCGGGGCUGGAUCCCACCAACUGAGCCACCCAGGCACCACGGGAGGAGGUAAAUUUUAAGUGUGUCUGUAAACAAGAAUCAUAGCUCCCUGAGUGGCUUCGCAGACUCGUGCCAACCCCUGAACACCCCCUGGCCCCUGCUGCCCUAGCCUGGUCAGGUGCCCCUCUUGCUCUGAACAAGAGCAUCCCUCCACUGGAACCGACUCUGGAUCUCCCUGCGCACACUUGUGUCCCCACAUCUAGAAGGAGCUGCAGGAAGACGCCACUGUUCCUUUAUGGCCUGGACCAAAUUUUGUCUAAAUAUUGGCCCAAACGUCCAAGGAACCGACACCCGCAGAGACGGGUUCUACUAAGCAAUCGGACCUCCUGUUGUCACUCAGGAGCAGAGGGGCGGGUCCCUUGCGAGCUGUCCAAUCAGGGGCACCGCAGGGGCUGGUGGGCGUGGCGACGCUCGGCAGCCGUGUGGACGCCGGUGGCCUUGCGAUCGCAUCUCACCUGCGCGUAACGGUCUCUGGUGGUUCUGCUGGAGCAUCAGUCGCGCAGAUUGAUGCACCUGCUGCCGGCACCAUAGGGACAACGCCCGCGGACUGAGAAGCCGGGAAGCGAGACGGGGGCACGAAUGCAAGGAGAGAAUCCUCCAGCAGAUUCCCCACUGAGCCCAAUGCAGGACUCCAUCUCAGGACCCUGAGAUCAUCACUGAAGCUUAAACCAAGAGUCCACUGCUUAACCAACCGAGCCACCCAGGUGCCUGAAGGCUGCACAUGUGUCCUAAGGAAACACGAUUGUACAUACAGUGUACGGUAAUGAGGCCUCCUGGACUCUCAUGUUUGGUGAUGGGACUAGAAGAAAAAGCUUCCAGUUCUUCACUGUGUUUUAUUCAUUAAAACCUCAUGCAGAUUUGACCCCGUACAUCAUGGAGUGCUGAGUUAAAUGGACUCAGUAACCUUUGAGGAUGUAGCUGUGAGCUUCACCCUGGAAGAGUGGGCUUUACUGGAUUCUUCACAAAAGAAACUCUACAGAGAUGUGAUGCGGGAAACCUUCAGAAACCUUUCCUCAAUAGGGAAAAAAUGGAAAGACCAUGACACUGAAGAUAGGGACAAUAACCAGGAGAGAAAACUAAGAAGUAAUGUGGUAGAAAAACCUUGUGAAAGCAAAGAGGGUCAUCAGAGUGGAGAAACCAUCAGCCAGACUCCAGAUCUUAAUCUGAACAAGAAAAGUCCUGGAGUAAAACCACCUGAAGGUCACCAGUGUGGAGACACCAUCACCCAAAUUCCAGAUCUUAAUCUCAACAAGAAAAGUUCUUCUGGAGUAAAACCACCUGAAGGUCGUCAGUGUGGAGAAACCAUCACCCAGAUUCCAGGUAUUAAUCUGAACAAGAAAACACCUUCUGGACUAAAACCAUGUGAAUGUAGCGUGUGUGGAAAAGUCUUUGUGCGUCACUCAUCCCUUAAUAGGCACAUCAGAUCUCACACUGGACACAAGCCGUAUGAGUAUCACGAGUAUGAAGAGAAGCCAUAUAAGUGCAAGGAAUGUGGGAAAGCCUUCAGUUACCGCAAAUCUGUUCACAGACACGAAAGGACUCACACUGGAGAAAAACCCUAUGAAUGUCAGGAAUGUGGGAAAGCUUUCACGUGGCUCACAACUUUUCGAAGACACAUGAUAACUCACACAGGAGAUGGACCUUAUAAAUGUAAGGAAUGUGGGAAAGCUUUUAGUUGUUCAACUUCAUUGCGAACACAUGAAAGGACUCACACUGGAGAGAAACCCUAUCAGUGUCAACAGUGUGGUAAAUCCCUCAGAUCCCCACUGGGUUUACGAAUACAUGAAAGAAAUCACACUGGAGAGAAACCCUAUGAAUGUAAGCAGUGUGGGAAAGCCCUCAGUUGCCCCAGUUCCUUUCGAAGACAUGAAAGGACUCACACUGCAGAGAAGCAGUAUGAAUGUAAACAAUGUGAGAAAACGUUCAGUUCUCCUCUAGGUUUGCGAAUACAUGAAAGAAUUCACACAGGAGAGAAACCUUACGAAUGUAAAGAAUGUGGGAAAGCCUUCAUUUCUCUGUCAAGCAUUCGGACACACAUGAUAACACACACUGGAGAUGGACCUUAUAAAUGUAAGGAAUGUGGGAAAGCCUUCAUUUGUCCCAGUUCCUUUCGAUCACAUGAAAGGACGCACACCGGAGAGAAACCCUAUGAAUGUAAACAGUGUGGUAAAACCUUCAGUUGGCCCAGUUCCUUUCGAAUACAUGAAAGAACUCACACUGGAGAGAAACCUUAUGAAUGUAAGGAAUGUGGCAAAACCUUCAUUUAUCGCACAACCUUUCAGGGACACAUGAGAAAGCACACUGGAGAGAAGCCCUAUAAAUGUAAAGAAUGUGGGAAAGCCUUUAUUUCUCCGUCAAGUGUUCGAACACACAUGAUCAUGCACACUGGAGAUGGGCCUUAUAAAUGUAAGGAAUGCGGGAAAGCCUUCAAUUUUCCCAGUUCGUUUCGAAUACAUGAGAGAACUCACACAGGAGAGAAGCCUUAUGAAUGUAAACAGUGUGGUAGAGCCUUCAGUUGUUACACAUCCUUUCGAACACAUGAAAAAACUCACACUGGAGAAAAACCCUAUGAAUGUAAGGAAUGUGGAAAAGCCUUCAUUUAUCGCACUACCUUUCGAGGACAUGUGAGAAUGCACACUGGAGAGAAACCAUACAAAUGUAAAGAAUGUGGGAAAGCCUUCAGUCGCCCCAAUUCAUUUCGAAGGCAUGAAAGAUCUCAUACUGAAUAGAAACCUUUUGAAUGUAAGCAGUGUGGGUAAACAUCAAUUGACCUUCAUCCUUACAUGUAAAAACCCCCAUUGGAAAGAAAUCUAAUAUAAGCAAGCCUGAUACAUGGAUUCAUGUAUAAUGCUCCAGAAAACUGUAAAUGAAAGAAUCAUUAUAAAAGUUAUAGAUAUAUUGUCUUUAUCAGUGCCUCAUUCUUAAAGUGGAUCUUUGGACUGUGGAUAUUUUACUACUAAUCUUUCAAAAAUGAACAUUGAGGUGAGAUAAUUCUGUAAGUACUCUAUUACUGUUUAAAGGCUAAUAGAUGUUUGUUUUCUCCUUAAAUCAGUUAAUAUUUUUCUUUUUCCAUUUUGGAGUUUGUUUGACCAUGGGUGAAUUGAAGUGGUUUCUAAAUGUGCAAGUAGGUUUAAUUUUUAUUUAAUGUCUUAUUUGAAUUAUCAAUGAAUGACACUUUAGUAUUUGUUGGGAUUUUCCUACUGGCCUUCUGUGUCAGCUACUGGAUAUCUUUUACCCAUCAUAUAUUCCAUCUUUCUUAGGAGAAAAUCAAUUCUUGUUUUGGCUUAAAAGAGCCUUAUUCUGUUUUCCUUGCUAAUAAAAAGAUGGUAUAAAUCUGUAAAUAUGCAAAGUUUAUUAUGAAGUAUAGUCUGAUCAAUUAUUUCCAUCUUUUGCCCUUUGCCAUUCCUUCUGGCUAGGAUUUGAAUAAUUAACUUUGCAUUAAGACAAACCAAUUAUCGGAUAAUAAAAUAUAGAAUUGGAGGUGGCUCUCCUAAAUUGUGUUUCGUCACUUGGGUAAUGUAAUAUAUUCUAGAAUCUGUUUCCUUUGUGAUUCUAUGUUAGUAUUUACCUGAAGCCUCACUUGCAUGAGAUUUGGAAGGCAGCAGUACUGGAGGAAUUAGGUUUCAGAGCCACCAUACAGAGAGAGACAGCUGCGUAGGAGCUUUGAGGAUACCUGCUUGCAGCUUAUUUUCCUGAUCCCUUGCCCUGCCAAUUACAAGCAUCCUCAGAACAAUUAACUGCUCAACUUCCAUUUCUCAGAAGUGUAGGUUUCCACACAUACCUUCACAAGUUUACAUCAAAGAUCCAUGACAGUUUGUAUUUUCCUGCAAGCCCUCAUGUGUCUACCAGGCAACUAAUUUGAACUUCAUGGUUGUUCAGACUCCCCUCUCUUCUAAACUGUAUUCAUAUUUAAGGUCUAAUUUGUGUAGUAAACACCUUGUUCUGGUAAGACUGUUAGUAACCAUGUAUUCCUGAUUCCACUAUGCUAGCUACAAUGAUGCAGUCCACAAGAACCAUAUUGGACUUUGUUCCUCUGCUGGGCUAUGCAGCCACUGUUCUGACCCUGUCUUUCCCUAUGAGAACUGGUACCUUCCUCAUAUCAGGCAGAUUAUGAAUGUUUCCCUUUGCUCACAGCUCUGCAUAAUUCCUCAGUAUGUUUUCAGGUAUGUUUGAUUGUAUGUGAUUAAAAGUAAUGCAUUUGUCAAAAUCCUCUGUAAUCAUUUCUUAAAACAUUUUAUUAACUGUUUUAAUACAAUUUAUAUGCUAAUAUAUACAGUUUCUCCUUUCCUAAGAGUAUAUAUUAAAUCCCAUUAUAAUUACGAA
Messenger RNA from Canis lupus familiaris (dog), 4831 nucleotides. Its product is annotated as zinc finger protein 709. The transcript is spliced from 6 exons. Gene Ontology annotation, molecular function: RNA polymerase II cis-regulatory region sequence-specific DNA binding; DNA-binding transcription factor activity, RNA polymerase II-specific. NCBI's taxonomy places the organism in Eukaryota, Metazoa, Chordata, Mammalia, Carnivora, Canidae. Gene Ontology annotation, biological process: regulation of DNA-templated transcription. The record is from RefSeq and is a predicted model, not a curated record. Bases 1399 to 3237 code for a protein of 612 amino acids.